Molecule: messenger RNA, 2033 nt
Organism: Branchiostoma floridae (Florida lancelet)
Lineage: Eukaryota; Metazoa; Chordata; Leptocardii; Amphioxiformes; Branchiostomatidae
Product: SAC3 domain-containing protein 1-like
Exons: 10
Coding region: 143-1633 (496 amino acids)
Biological process (GO): centrosome duplication; spindle assembly
Cellular component (GO): spindle; nucleus; centrosome
Source: RefSeq, a predicted model, not a curated record
CCGUACCCAGGUCUUCACACUGGACCCUGGGUACGAGAACUAAAUCCAACAUGGCGGCACCCAAGCAGUAAACAAAACGAGAGUUGUGGAUUUAACCGUUGUAUGACGCUCAUUGCUCGGCAAAUGCAGUCUACUUUAACUGAUGCCAUGCCGGAAGAACCUAGAAUACGAGGCACGUGCCAGGACAUGUGCCCGGAGCUGGAACAAACUGCGUAAACGGCAGAGACAGAAGCGUCUGCACAGGUUUGAAAUGUUGGAGGGAACAGAACACAACAGACUGCCGUCAGCUGACCCAGUCAGGUGUGUGAAGGAGUACUCCCGUCCUGCAGCUGGGAAGGAUGUCAUCCCACCUGCUGAACUCAGGCCUCCACAGGUGCUGAUGGGCACUGUGGACUACCUGAUCAACAGAAUCUUGCCAAGAGAUGAUGUGCAUUUCACUGAGGUCUACAACUUCAUCUCGGACCGUCUCCGUGCGGUACGACAGGACAUGGUGGUGCAGAGGGUCAAAGGUCACACCUGUGUCGCCAUCCUGGAGAAGGCUGUACGAUUCCAUGUGUAUGCUGCAUACAGAUUGUGUGAGUCCAGUGUUCAGCAGUUUGAUCCCCAUCUGAACAACCAACAGUUAGAGAACUGUCUAACAUGGCUGCUCAGGGAGUACAAAGAUGACAGUACAGGGGUUGUCUAUGGUAACAGGGCCUGCAUGGAGGCACUGUACCUAAUGCACUGUCUGGGGUCCCAUGAUGCUCUUCAACAUGGACUGUCCUUGCCAAAGUCUAUAAGGGAAUGCCAGGUAGUGCAGGUGGCCCUGCGGCUGCACAUGGCGCAGCUGCGAGGAGACUUUGUGCAGGUGUUUAGGCUGGUCCAACAGCUGCCCUACAUUCACAGCUGUGCUGUUCACAGACAUCUGGCUCUUGAACGCAGCCGUACUCUCCUGGUGAUGAACUCAGCUUACAGCAGUAAAGUCUGUAGAUAUCCCAUCAGCCAUCUCCAGUGCCUGCUGGGCUUUGAUGAUGAAGCAGAGACUGCUGAGUUCUGCAGGCAGCAUGGAUUAAAAGCAGUGGACAGCUAUGUGGCUUUCAAGAAAGCUGACUUCUCUUUCCCAGAAAAGGCCAAGCCAAAGUUCUCCCAGUGUCUUGUGGAUGACAAACUACAGGAAUGCACCCUGCCAGACAUCAUCCAUGGGAAAACUGAUGUACUCUGUGAUAGCAACUCUUUACAUCCACCAUCAGCAACAGACAAACACUUGGAUUCUGAAGUGUACUGUACUGAAGGUGGUCAGCUUGAACCCCUAACAGGGGCCAUGCAAACCCUUUCCCUUACAUCUGAAGCAAAGCCAGGUGGCUGCCCUACUGUGAAUGCAUAUCAGGAUUCAGGACAACCUACAGAAGAGCAGAUUUUAAAAGAAAACCAAGUCCAUGCUUUGGCUACAAAAGAACAUAGACAUCCGAGUGGUACAUUGUCGACUGCUUGUGAAUCAGGAAGUUCACCUGCUUCUUCUGGGAAAGAAAAGGACAUGAAAGAGAGCGUAGGACGUCCGUGGAGUAGAGGGAGGGGGAGAGGGGGUGUGUGGAGAGGGGGAAGGUGGAGGGGCAGGGGGAGGGGUAGAGGUAGAGGAGCGGACUUGGGGGUAUAGGCAUAGCCUGCCCUGGGCUUUUAAACCACAACCUUAAACCACGUAAUGGCAGCUACCUCUGAGAUUUGCUGUAAAGCAUCAGGGUUCAGUGAAGAGGAUGUGCACUUGUUGUAAUAUGAUGUGUUUAAAGCAUGGCGGGUAUUGGUUGGUGAAGGCAGUCUUGUGACUGUGAAGUGUUGCUGAAGAAUACAUUUUGCACUAAUAUUGGUGAUUUAUUUAAGAUUCUCUUGAUAUGCUUUUAAAUAUCAGUGUGCAAAGAGUUGUGAAGUUAGUGACAAUGGUAGCUUUAAGUCAAGAAAAAUCAAACACAACUUUCUUAAUCAGUAUGGAUGGUUUAUUGUGUAUUAUCUUAACACUUAAUUUUGUAUAAAAAAUAUUGAUCAUGUACAUAUUGAAAUUA